Molecule: messenger RNA, 11012 nt
Organism: Condylura cristata (star-nosed mole)
Lineage: Eukaryota; Metazoa; Chordata; Mammalia; Eulipotyphla; Talpidae
Gene: SPEN
Product: spen family transcriptional repressor
Exons: 14
Coding region: 118-10875 (3585 amino acids)
Biological process (GO): regulation of transcription by RNA polymerase II
Cellular component (GO): nucleus
Molecular function (GO): mRNA binding
Source: RefSeq, a predicted model, not a curated record
GGCCGUGUGGAAAGUGUCAAAAUUCUCCCAAAGAGGGGAUCUGAAGGAGGAGUGGCUGCCUUUGUGGAUUUUGUGGACAUCAAAAGUGCACAGAAAGCUCACAACUCAGUCAACAAAAUGGGAGAUAGAGACCUACGCACGGAUUAUAAUGAACCAGGCACCAUUCCGAGUGCUGCUCGGGGAUUGGAUGAUACAGUUUCCAUAGCAUCUCGUAGUAGAGAGGUUUCUGGGUUCAGAGGAGGUGGUGGAGGGCCUGCUUAUGGCCCCCCACCAUCACUUCAUGCACGAGAAGGACGUUAUGAGCGGAGACUUGAUGGGGCUUCAGAUAACAGGGAGCGUGCUUAUGAACAUAGUGCCUAUGGACACCAUGAACGGGGGACGGGAGGAUUUGAUCGGACAAGACAUUACGAUCAGGAUUACUAUAGAGAUCCUCGAGAGCGGACUUUACAGCAUGGGCUCUAUUACACUUCUCGGAGUCGAAGUCCAAACCGUUUUGAUGCUCAUGACCCCCGAUACGAACCUAGGGCUCGGGAGCAGUUUACACUGCCCAGUGUGGUACACAGGGAUAUCUACAGGGAUGAUAUUACCCGGGAGGUACGAGGCAGAAGGCCAGAGCGGAAUUACCAGCACAGCAGGAGUCGGUCACCACAUUCAUCCCAGUCUAGAAAUCAGUCUCCUCAGAGACUGGCUAGCCAAGCAUCUAGACCCACAAGGUCCCCUAGCGGCAGCGGCUCUAGGAGUAGAUCCUCCAGUAGUGAUUCAAUCAGCAGCAGCAGUAGUACCAGCAGUGACAGCAGUGAUUCCAGCAGUAGUUCAAGUGAUGAUUCUCCAGCCCGAUCAGUUCAGUCUGCAGCAGUCCCAGCACCCACUUCCCAGUUGCUUUCAUCUCUGGAAAAAGAUGAGCCCCGCAAAAGUUUCGGGAUCAAAGUUCAGAAUCUUCCAGUACGCUCUACAGAUACAAGCCUUAAAGAUGGCCUUUUCCAUGAGUUUAAGAAAUUUGGAAAGGUGACUUCAGUGCAGAUACAUGGAACUUCCGAAGAGAGGUAUGGUCUGGUAUUCUUUCGGCAGCAAGAGGACCAAGAAAAAGCAUUGACUGCAUCAAAAGGAAAACUUUUCUUUGGCAUGCAGAUUGAAGUAACAGCAUGGAUAGGGCCAGAAACAGAAAGUGAAAAUGAAUUUCGUCCUUUGGAUGAAAGGAUAGAUGAAUUUCAUCCCAAAGCAACAAGAACCCUCUUCAUUGGCAACCUUGAGAAAACCACUACUUACCAUGAUCUUCGCAAUAUCUUCCAACGGUUUGGGGAAAUUGUGGACAUCGAUAUUAAGAAAGUAAAUGGGGUUCCCCAGUAUGCGUUCUUGCAGUACUGUGAUAUCGCCAGUGUGUGUAAAGCUAUUAAGAAGAUGGACGGGGAAUACCUAGGAAAUAAUCGCCUCAAGCUGGGUUUUGGAAAGAGCAUGCCCACAAAUUGCGUGUGGUUAGAUGGGCUUUCUUCAAAUGUGUCUGAUCAGUAUUUAACACGACAUUUUUGCCGAUAUGGGCCUGUGGUAAAGGUGGUGUUUGACCGCUUAAAAGGCAUGGCCCUGGUUCUCUACAAUGAAAUCGAAUAUGCUCAAGCAGCUGUAAAGGAGACCAAGGGGAGAAAAAUUGGUGGGAACAAAAUUAAGGUGGAUUUUGCAAAUCGGGAAAGUCAGCUGGCAUUUUAUCACUGUAUGGAAAAAUCUGGUCAAGAUAUCAGAGACUUUUAUGAAAUGUUAGCAGAAAGAAGAGAGGAACGAAGGGGAUCUUAUGACUAUAGCCAAGAUCGUACAUAUUAUGAGAAUGUUCGUACUCCAGGGACAUAUCCUGAGGAUACUAGACGGGACUAUACUGCUCGAGGGAGAGAAUUUUAUUCAGAGUGGGAAACCUACCAAGGAGACUACUAUGAAUCCCGAUAUUAUGAUGAUCCUCGGGAAUACAGGGAUUACAGGAGCGAUCCCUAUGAACAAGAUAUUCGGGAGUACAGCUACAGGCAAAGGGAACGAGAGCGUGAGAGAUUUGAGUCUGACAGGGACAGAGACCACGAGAGGAGGCCGAUUGAGCGCAGCCAGAGUCCAGUGCACUUGAGGCGCCCGCAGAGCCCUGGCGCGUCGCCCUCCCAGUCCGAGAGAUUGCCCAGCGAUUCCGAGAGGAGGCUCUACAGCCGGUCCUCAGACCGGAGUGGCAGCUGUAGCUCACUCUCCCCUCCAAGAUAUGAUAAACUUGACAAGUCUCGCUUGGAACGCUACACAAAAAAUGAAAAGACAGAAAAAGAACGAACAUUUGAUCCUGAGAGAGUAGAAAGAGAGAGACGCUUAUUAAGGAAGGAAAAAGUGGAGAAGGACAAAACUGACAAACAGAAACGAAAAGGAAAAGUCCAUUCCCCUAGUUCUCAGUCCUCAGAAACAGACCAAGACAAUGAGAGAGAACAGAGCCCCGAAAAGCCCAGGAGUUCUAAUAAACUGAGCAGAGAGAAAGCUGAUAAAGAAGGAAUGGCCAAGAACCGCCUAGAACUCAUGCCUUGUGUGGUAUUGACUCGAGUGAAAGAAAAAGAGGGGAAGGUUCUUGACCAUGCUCCCGUGGAAAAGCUGAAAGCCAAGCUGGAUAACGAGGCUGUCAAGUCUUCUGCCCUAGAUCAGAAACUCCAGGCCUCUCAGACAGACCCUGCAAAAUCUGACUUGUCUAAAGUGGAAUCUGGGAGGAUCAAAAUGCCAAAGGAGAAGGGACUUUCAAGCCACAUAGAAGUGGUAGAUAAGGAAGCCAGGCUGAAACCUAGGAAACACCUGAAACCAGAGCAGACCACAGAUGGGGUAAGCGCGGCGGAUCUGGAGAAGCUGGAAGCCAGGAAAAGGCGUUUUGCAGAAUCCAAUUUGAAAGCAGAGAGGCAGAAAUCGGAAGUCAAGAAAAGUAGUCCAGAAAUGGAGGAUACUCGAGUGCUUUUAAAAAAGCAGCCUGACAUGCCGUCAAGAGAUGUCGUUCUCCUGAGGGAAGGAGAGUCGGAAAGAAAGCCUGUGAGGAAAGAAAUUCUUAAAAGAGAAUCUAAAAAAAUCAAACUAGACAGACUAAAUGCUUUUCCCAGCCCCAAAGACUGUCAGGAGCUUGCCAGUGUUUCUGCUGGGGCUGGCUCCAGGCCCAACUCAGAUCUUCAGGCAAGGCCAGGAGAACCAGUAGGUGAGUCUGUGGAAAGCCAAGAGACCCAGUCAAAAAAACUUACUCCCUCGAAACCACAGCUCAAACAGGUGCAUCUGGUAGAUGAUCAAGGGCCAGAAAGAGAGGAUAUUAGGAAAAACUAUUGCAGUCUUCGUGAUGAAACACUGGAAUGUAAAUCAGGCCAAGAGAAACCACAUUCAGUAAAUACAGAAGAAAAAAUUGGCAUUGAUAUUGAUCACACGCAGAGUUACCGAAAACAAAUGGAGCAGAGUCGUAGAAAACAGCAGAUGGAGAUGGAGAUAGCCAAGUCUGAGAAGUUCGGCAGUCCUAAAAAAGACGUCGAUGAAUAUGAAAGACGGAGUCUUGUUCAUGAGGUAGGCAAACCCCCUCAAGAUGUCACUGAUGACUCUCCUCCUAGCAAAAAGAAAAGGAUGGACCAUGUUGAUUUUGAGAUCUGUACCAAGAGAGAGAGGAAUUACAGAAGUUCACGCCAGAUCAGUGAAGAUUCUGAAAGGACUGGCUGUUCUCCCAGCAUCCGACAUGGCUCCUUCCAUGAAGAAGAUGACCCUGUGGGCUCCCCUAGGCUAAUGGCAGUAAAAGGGUCCCCUAAAGUAGAUGAGAAAGGUCUCCCUUAUUCUCAUAUAACAGUCAGAGAAGAGUCCUUAAAAUUUAAUCCUUACGAUUCUACCAGGAGAGAACAGAUGGCAGACAUGGCCAAAAUAAAGCUUUCUGUCUUGAAUUCUGAAGAUGAACUGAACCGCUGGGACUCCCAGAUGAAACCAGAUGGCAGCAGAUUUGAUGUGAGCUUCCCAAACAGCAUAAUCAAGAGAGACAGCCUUCGAAAGCGGUCGGUGCGUGACUUAGAACCUGGUGAGGUGCCCUCUGAUUCUGAUGAAGAUGCCGAACACAAAUCCCACUCACCCAGAGCCUCUGCGUUAUAUGAAAGUUCUCGGUUGUCUUUUUUAUUGAGGGACAGAGAAGAUAAACUACGUGAGCGAGAUGAAAGACUUUCCAGUUCUUUGGAAAGGAACAAGUUUUAUUCUUUUGCAUUGGACAAGACCAUCACACCAGACACUAAGGCUUUGCUUGAAAGAGCUAAGUCCCUCUCUUCAUCUCGAGAAGAAAAUUGGUCUUUUCUUGACUGGGACUCCAGGUUUGCAAAUUUUCGAAACAACAAAGAUAAAGAAAAGGUCGACUCUGCACCAAGGCCCAUCCCAUCCUGGUACAUGAAAAAGAAGAAAAUACGGACUGAUUCAGAAGGAAAAAUGGACGACAAAAAAGAUGAUCAUAAAGAAGAGGAGCAGGAAAGGCAAGAACUAUUUGCCUCUCGUUUUUUACACAGCUCAAUCUUUGAACAAGACUCUAAGCGAUUGCAGCACCUGGAGAGAAAAGAUGAAGAUUCUGACUUUGCUUCCGGGAGGUUGUACGGGAGGCAGACGUCUGACGGGGCCAGCAGCGCACCUGACUUGGUCCAAGAGCCAGUGGUUCUUUUCCAUAGCCGGUUUAUGGAACUCACACGGAUGCAACAGAAAGAGAAAGAGAAGGACCAAAAACCCAAAGAGGCUGAGAAACAGGAAGAUUCAGAGAAUCACCCCAAGACCCUGGACUCCGCUUCUGAAAAUAAAGAGUCAGAACUAAAAUCUCCGUCCUCGCUCGGACCGCCUGCUGUCACCGCUGUAACUCCAGAGUCGGCGGUGCCGGAGAAGGUGGCGCUCAGUGAAAAAGCAGGAGAGGUGCCUUCGGUGACAGAGGAGAAGGCCACAGAGCCAGCCUCCAUCACAGAAGAAGCAAAACCUGGGUCUGAACUGGCUCCUGUUGCAGGGGAGCCGCCCGGACGAGCAGACUUGCUCCCAGGCGCCGACGCCACUAAAGAGGCUGCUGGGCUGCCGUCAGCUGAGGAAGGUUCUUCCCCAGACCAGCUGACUUACCUGGAUGCUAAGCCUCCAACUCCUGGGGCCUCAUUUUCCCAGGCUGAAAGCAUGGCAGCUCCUGAACCUGACAGUACCCAGCCACUCUCCAGACAGCCUGAGGGUGCCAGUGAGCCAACAGUGGGGAAGUCAGACCCAGCUGCUGGCGUUGACCCUGGCGCAGAUCAGAAAGCUGAAGCUGUCCCUGAAGUUCCACCUCAGCCUUCGGAAGAUGCAGAGGUUGACCCUCCAGUUGCUGCAAAAGACAAAAAGCCAAACAAAAGCAAACGUUCCAAGACCCCUGUUCAGGCAGCUGCAGCGAGCGUCAUAGAGAAGCCCGUCACGAGGAAGAGUGAGCGGAUAGACCGGGAAAAGCUCAAGCGCUCGAAUUCUCCUCGGGGAGAAGCACAGAAGCUUCUGGAAUUGAAGAUGGAGGCAGAGAAGAUUACAAGGACUGCCUCCAAACACUCUGCUGCGGACCCCGAACACCCCGAGCCGAGUUUGCCCCUCAGCCGGACAAGGCGCCGCAACGUGAGGAGUGUCUAUGCAACGAUGGGGGACCAUGAGCACCGCUCUCCGGCCAAGGAGCCCGUGGAGCAGCCCCGAGUGACCAGGAAGAGGCUGGAGCGGGAGCUUCAGGAGGCAGCGGCAGCUCCUACCACGCCCAGGCGGGGAAGGCCCCCCAAGACACGCCGCAGAGCCGAGGAAGAGGAUGAGGCUGAGGCAAAAGAAGUCGUGGAAACGGUGAAACCAGCAGAGGGUUGGAGGUCCCCGCGAUCCCAGAAGUCAGGAGCCACUGGAGGCCCACAAGGAAAAAAAGGGAGAAGUGAGCCAAAAGUGGACGCUGAACGUCCUGAGGCCACCACUGAGGUGAAUCCCCAAGUAAACAUGAAAGAAAGUAGCACAAAGGCCAAGGCUGAUAAAGAAGAAACGGGAAGUGAACAGAAACGUGACAAAAAAGAAGUUAGCACUGACAAAAAUGCACCUGAAACCCCUGCAGUUGAAGUGGUGGAGAAGAAAACAGCCCCUGAAAAAAACUCCAAGUCAAAGAGGGGAAGAUCUCGAAACUCCAGGUCAGCCGUGGACAAAUCUGCAAAUCUGAAAAGCGUGGACUCUAGUGUCAGUCCUGGAGUGGCUGCCGGCCUUGCGGCUCUGGCUGUGGAGAAGGAGGUGGGGCUGGCGGUGGUUGCUGUCUCCCCAGAGAAGAGUGAGAGUCCCCAGAAGGACGGGCGCUUGUCAUCCCCACUGAGCAGUGAUCCGGACAAGGAACCGGAGAAGGACGACGGGCCUAAAAUGUCCCCAGAAGCAAAUCAGUUAGCCCAGCAGAUGGAGCUGGAACAGGCCGUGGAGAAUAUUGAAAAGCUCACGGAAACCUCUGGGACUUUCAAGGCGUCAGCAGCAGAUGCACCAGAGGGCCACGCCGCAGAGGACGGGGACAAGCCUGCACACCAGGCGAGCGAAACAGAGCUGGCUGCAGCCAUCGGGUCCAUCAUCAACGACAUUCCCGGGGAGCCAGAUCACUUCCCGGCACCUCCACCUUACCCCGCGGAGCCUCAGCCCGAGGGGCAGCCCCACUCUCGAGGGCUGCAGCCUCCCGAGGAAGGAAUGGGGCCUGAGACGGAUGAGGCUGUGUGUGGCAUCUUGGAGACCGAGGCUCCUACAGAAUCUUCUGGGCCAUCAGUCAGUGCUCCCGACCCCUUAGCAGCCACAGCAGACCCCAGGGAAGCUGUUGGGAACCGCAGCGAAGCCUCCCACCCGGUGCCCGAAGUCAAAGGAUCGAAGGAAGCAGAAGUUGCUCUUGCUCGGAAAGACAAAGGGCGGCAGAAAGCUCGAGCACGCCGCAAACGGAACACAAAGAAGCCGGGGGGGACGGGGGUCACUGCCGUUGCUGCAGAGACCCACGUCUCUGACCCCGAUCAGGUUCCAAGCAGGAGUCCCGCUGCACAGGAGGGGACGGCGGUCCAAGCCCCUGAGGCUCCUCAGGAGGGAAAGCCGAGUGAGAAGCCCCAGUCCUGUCCUCCCGAGUCACGUGCUUCUGAUCCAAGUAAAACUCCACCCACAGAGAAUUUGCCCCCAGAAAGCAGCGCCGAAGAAAAGACUCCACCCAAAUCGUCUGUACCCCUAGACCUCCCGCCUCCCUCACAGCCAGCACCAGGCGAUGAGGAGCCUCAGGCCAGAUUCAAGGUGCACUCCAUCAUUGAAAGUGACCCCGUGACCCCACCCAGUGAUUCGAGCACCCCUACCCCCACACUUACUUCUGUAACAGCAGCAAAACUCCCACCCCCCGUGACUGCCGGGGGGAUCCCACACCAGAGUCCCCCCACGAAGGUGACAGAGUGGAUCACGAGGCAGGAGGAACCUCGGGCUCGAUCCACCCCCUCUCCAGCUCUUCCCCCAGACACAAAGGCCUCUGACAUUGACACCAGCUCCAGCACUCUGAGGAAGAUCCUCAUGGACCCCAAGUACGUUUCCGCCACGGGCGUCACCACCACGAGCGUCACUACUGCCAUCGCUGAGCCUGUCAGUGCUGCCCCUUGUCUGCAUGAGGCUCCGCCCCCUGUGGUUGAAUCUAAAAAGCCUCCCUCAGAAGAAAAGUCGGCAGCUCUGGUUACAAACUCCUCGGAUACACCGUCUUCAGAGGUCCCAGUAGCCCCCGACAAGGAGAAGGUGGCUCCUGUCAUUGCACCCAAAAUUACUUCUGUCAUCAGCCGGAUGCCUGUCAGCAUUGACUUGGAGAAUUCACAAAAGAUAACUCUGGCAAAACCAGCUCCUCAAACCCUCACUGGCCUGGUGAGUGCCCUGACUGGCCUGGUGAACGUCUCCUUGGUCCCAGUGAACACGCUGACCGGCCCCGUGAACGCACUGAAGGGCCCGGUGAAGGGCUCAGUGACCACGCUGAAGGGCCUGGUGAACACGCCCGCUGGCCCCGUGAACCUCCUGAAGGGGCCGGUCAACGUCCUGACGGGGCCUGUGAACGUCCUCGCCACCCCAGUGAACGCCACUGUGGGCACCGUGAGCGCCACCACAGGUGUGGUAAGUGCCGCCGCGGGUGCUGUGACUGUCACCGCGGGCGCCGUGACUGCUGCCUCCGGGGGUACGACUGCCACGACAGGCGCGGUGACGGUGGCAGGCGCGGUCAUCACACCGUCCUCAAAGUGCAAACAGAGGUCAAGCACCAACGAGAACAGCCGCUUCCACCCAGGGUCCAUGUCGGUGAUCGACGACCGGCCGGCAGAGGCGGGCUCCGGCGCCGGGCUGCGAGUCAACACUUCAGAAGGUGUCGUGCUCCUGAGCUACUCAGGCCAGAAGACGGAAGGCCCGCAGCGCAUCAGCGCCAAGAUCAGCCAGAUCCCGCCUGCCAGUGCCAUGGACAUCGAAUUUCAGCAGUCGGUGUCCAAGUCCCAGGUCAAGCCCGACGCUGUCAUCCCAUCGCAGCCGCCACCCAAAGGCCCUCAGGCUCCUUCCGGCUACGCCAACGUGGCCACCCAUUCCACACUGGUCCUCACCGCCCAGACCUACAAUGCGUCCCCUGUGAUCUCGUCUGUGAAGGCCGACCGGCCGUCCUUGGAGAAGCCUGAGCCCAUUCACCUGUCUGUGUCCACCCCUGUCACCCAGGGCGGCACCGUGAAGGUCCUCACCCAGGGCAUAAACACACCCCCGGUGCUGGUUCAUAACCAGCUGGUCCUCGCCCCGAGCAUCGUCACGACCAAUAAAAAGCUUGCUGACCCUGUCACCCUCAAGAUCGAGACCAAGGUUCUUCAGCCGGCUAACCUGGGGUCCGCCCUCACCCCCCAUCACCCUCCUGCUCUGCCCAGCAAGCUGCCUGCAGAAGUGAACCACGUCACCUCGGGGCCCAGCACCCCCACAGAUCGAACUGUCUCUCACUUGGCAGCCACAAAGCCAGACGCCCACUCUCCUCGACCCAGUGGGCCGACGCCAUCCCCGUUCCCGAGGGCCGGCCACCCCAGCAGCACCACGUCCACGGCGCUCUCCACCAACGCCACGGUCAUGCUGGCCGCGGGCAUUCCGGUGCCGCAGUUCAUCUCCAGCAUCCACCCGGAGCAGUCCGUCAUCAUGCCUCCCCACAGCAUCACCCAGACCGUGUCCCUCAGCCACCUGUCCCAGGGCGAGGUGAGGAUGAACACGCCCGCCCUGCCCAGCAUCACCUACAGCAUCCGGCCAGAGACGCUGCACUCACCGCGGGCUCCCCUGCAGCCCCAGCAGGUAGAGGUCAGGGCGCCGCAGCGCGUGGGCACCCCGCAGCCAGCCGCCGCGGGCGUGCCCGCCCUGGCCCCCCAGCACCCUCCCGAGGAAGAAGUACACUACCACCUCCCGGUCGCCCGAGCCGCCGCCCCCGUGCAGUCGGAAGUGCUGGUGAUGCAGUCUGAGUACCGCCUGCACCCCUACACCGUGCCGCGGGACGUGAGGAUCAUGGUGCACCCCCACGUGACGGCCGUCAGCGAGCAGCCCCGGGCGGCGGACGGCGGUGGGAAGGGGCCGCCGGCCAGCAAGGCUCCGCCGCAGCCCGGGAAGGAAGCGGCCAAGACGGCAGAUGCCAAAGCGGCCCCCGCGCCCGCCCCUCACGGGGAGGCGCGCAUCCUCACAGUCACCCCCAGCAACCAGAUCCAGGGGCUACCGCUGACCCCGCCCGUGGUGGUGACGCACGGGGUGCAGAUCGUGCACUCCAGCGGGGAGCUCUUUCAAGAGUACAGGUACGGAGACAUCCGCACCUACCACGGCCCGGCGCAGCUCACGCACGCGCAGUUCCCUGCCGCGGCCGCCGUCGGCCUGCCCUCCCGCGCCAAGGCUCCUGCUCAGGGCCCCCCUCCUGAAGGUGAGGUCUUGCCGCCAGCUCAGCCGGCACCGUCUACACAACCUGCCCAGUCCGUGCAGUCCACGCAGCCCGCCCAGCCUACACAGCCCUCGCAGCUCAGCCAGCCAGGCCAGCCACCAAGCAGCAAGCUGCCCCCGGUCUCCCAGGAGGCGAAGGGGACCCAGACAGCCGUAGAGCAGCCGCGCCUCCCCGCUGUGCCCCCCAGCAGGCCAGCCGAGCCUCACGCCCCGAUGCCGCGGGCGCAGGCCGAAACCAGCCAGACCUCCUACCCCUCCCCCGUGUCUGUCUCCAUGAAGCCUGACCUCCCGGCCCCUCUCCCCGCUCAGGCCGCCCCCAAGCAGCCGCUGUUUGUCCCCACCACCUCAGGCCCCAGCACCCCCCCAGGCCUGGCCCUGCCACACCUCGAAGCCCAGCCCGCCCCCAAACAAGAUUCUUCUUCACACUUGACUUCCCAGAGGCCCGUGGAUAUGGUCCAGCUCCUGAAGAAGUACCCCAUCGUGUGGCAGGGCCUGCUCGCUCUCAAGAACGACACGGCUGCUGUGCAGCUCCACUUCGUCUCUGGGAACAACGUGCUGGCCCACCGCUCCCUGCCACUCUCUGAAGGGGGCCCCCCGCUGAGGAUCGCCCAGAGGAUGCGGCUAGAGGCCUCGCAGCUGGAUGGAGUGGCCCGCAGGAUGACGGUGGAGACAGACUACUGUUUGCUGCUGGCUCUGCCCUGCGGUCGUGACCAAGAAGAUGUCGUCAGCCAGACCGAGUCCCUCAAGGCCGCCUUCAUCACCUACCUGCAGACUAAGCAGGCGGCAGGGAUCAUCAACGUCCCCAACCCUGGCUCCAAUCAGCCCGCCUACGUGCUGCAGAUCUUCCCACCCUGCGAGUUCUCCGAGAGCCACCUGUCCCGUCUGGCCCCUGACCUCCUCGCCAGCAUCUCCAACAUCUCUCCCCACCUCAUGAUCGUCAUCGCCUCUGUGUGAGCCACUGCCAGGUCAGCCCUCGGGUGUGCUCCCGGGCUCUGCCGCGAAAAAGACCCAUAGGACAACCCAGCCACGCGGAGGAAGGCGCUGCCGAAGGGGACAGGCUCCGCUGCCAGACGGCCACUCGCCUCCUGCCC